Molecule: messenger RNA, 1417 nt
Organism: Nannospalax galili (Upper Galilee mountains blind mole rat)
Lineage: Eukaryota; Metazoa; Chordata; Mammalia; Rodentia; Spalacidae
Gene: Agpat2
Product: 1-acylglycerol-3-phosphate O-acyltransferase 2
Exons: 6
Coding region: 75-911 (278 amino acids)
Biological process (GO): phosphatidic acid biosynthetic process
Cellular component (GO): endoplasmic reticulum; membrane
Molecular function (GO): 1-acylglycerol-3-phosphate O-acyltransferase activity
Source: RefSeq, a predicted model, not a curated record
CUCUGCGCCCAGCGCCGCUCAAAAGGGGCGCGGGCGGCGGGCGGCGGCGCCGUCGAGGCUGGGGCGCGGCGGGCAUGGAGCUGUGGCGGUGGCUGACGGCGGCGCUGCUGCUCCUGCUGCUGCUCGUGCAGCUGAGCCGCACCGCCAGGUUCUACACCAAGAUCGGCCUGUACUGCGUGCUCUGCUUGUCCUUCUCCGCCGUGGCCUCGAUCGUCUGCCUGCUGCGCCACGGCGGCCGCACCGUGGACAACAUGAGCAUCAUCAGCUGGUUUGUGCGGUCCUUCAAGUAUGUGUAUGGCCUUCACUUUGAGGUCAGAGGCCAGCAGAAACUGGAGAUGGACGGCCCCUGUGUCAUCAUCUCCAAUCACCAGAGCAUCCUGGACAUGAUGGGCCUCAUGGAGAUCCUCCCCGAGCGCUGUGUGCAGAUUGCCAAGCGCGAGCUGCUGUUCACAGGGCCGGUUGGCCUCAUCAUGUACCUCGGUGGCGUCUACUUCAUCAACCGCCAGCGUGCCAAAACCGCCAUGACCUUAAUGGCGGACUUGGGCGAGCUCAUGGUCAAGGACAACCUCAAGGUGUGGAUCUAUCCUGAGGGCACACGUAAUGACAAUGGGGACCUGUUGCCCUUCAAAAAAGGUGCCUUUUACUUGGCUGUCCAGGCCCAGGUGCCCAUCAUCCCUGUGGUGUACUCCUCCUUCUCCUCUUUCUACAACGUCAAGACAAAGCUCUUCACCUCAGGAACAAUCAAAGUGGAAGUGCUGGAUGCCGUCCCUACCAGUGGCCUUACCAAUGCGGACAUCACCAAGCUUGUGGACACCUGCUACCAAACCAUGAGAAACACCUUUCUCCAAAUAUCCAAGACACCCCAGCAGAACUCUGCCAAUGAGGAGCCCGCGGUACUGCCGGCCCAGUAACUCACGCCACGCGGGGCAGGGGAGCUCGGGGAGGGCAGGUGGGAAUCCACAGGAUGGACAGCCAGACACGCCCUCCCACCCAACAAACAUCACGUUACCCUGCUGCCCUGCUGGCCUAGCUCAUUUAGGGCCUGCAAAACAGGAAGUCCCUUUCAGCAGGGGCCUGAGACCCAGGACCCCAGGUGACUUCCUGACCAUCAUGCCUGUGCCUCCAGAAUCUGGGUGUGGCCAUCCGAGCUGGAGGGCUGAGCCACAAACCAGGAGGCACCCAGGUGGGAUGCCCAAGGCCCACUCCAGGGUGGAAGAUGAAGAUCCAGGAACCAGGCCAUGGCCUGCAUCAGGCCUUCGGGAAGAGGAGGAACUUGAGGACAGGUCUCUCAAAGAACAUGGGCCACUCAGCACCGGAGGGCAGAGCCUGUCACCCCCACUGUCCAGUAGGACAGUCUCCGUCACAAAUCACUGCUAUGCUUGGUUCUUUUUUAUAAAUGAACUCUCAGGUUCCUGGA